Messenger RNA from Pestalotiopsis fici W106-1, 1767 nucleotides. RefSeq lists its product as uncharacterized. Gene Ontology annotation, molecular function: metal ion binding; hydrolase activity, acting on ester bonds; nucleotide binding. NCBI's taxonomy places the organism in Eukaryota, Fungi, Ascomycota, Sordariomycetes, Amphisphaeriales, Sporocadaceae. Bases 1 to 1767 code for a protein of 588 amino acids. Gene Ontology annotation, biological process: nucleotide catabolic process. The transcript is spliced from 2 exons. The record is from RefSeq and is a predicted model, not a curated record.
AUGCUGAGACUACAAGCAUUUGCCAUUGCCUCACUGGCUGGCCUGGCAGUUGCCGAGGACGCGCUGUACAGCAAUCGGCUCAGCAAGCGGUUCAUUGACAGCGAUGGUAACUACAACAUCUCCUUUUACCACAUCAAUGACGUCCACGCCCAUCUGGACGAGUUUUCCUCGUCUGGAACAGACUGCACCAACCCAGCCAAGGGAUGCUACGGCGGUUACGCUCGAGUCAAGACGGUGAUCAACGAGACCCGGCCGAGCCAUGAGGAUAGCCUCUUUCUCAAUGUCGGUGAUGAGUUUCAAGGCACGCUCUUUUAUACCUUUUACGGAGGUGAAAAGAUUGCCGAAACCCUCAACCAGAUGGGCUUUGACGCCAUGACGCUGGGCAACCACGAGUUCGAUGCCGGCGACGACGUGCUGGGAGAGUUUCUCCAGAACCUGACGUUCCCCAUCAUAUCGGCCAAUAUCGCCUCCGACAAUGAGAAGCUCAACAAGACCAUCAAGCCGUACCACAUCUUUGAGGAGUACGAAUUGGCCGUCAUUGGUGUCACCACCGACGAGGUCCCCAGCAUCAGCUCGCCCGGCGAGGGCACCACCUUUAGCGACCCCAUCGAGGCCGUCCAAAACACGAUUGACCUGAUCAAGAGCACCACCGACAUUAAGCGCAUCGCCGCCAUUACGCACAUUGGCUACGAUAUCGACAUUAGGCUCGCCCAGGAGACGUCGGGCCUCUUUCUCAUCAUGGGCGGCCACUCCCACACCCUGCUGGGCGACAUGGACGGCGCCGAGGGCAAAUACCCCACCAUUGAGACCAACAAGGACGGCGACGAGGUCUUCAUCGUCACGGCCUACCGCUGGGGCGAGUACCUAGGUUAUAUCGAUGUCACCUACGACAGCGAGGGCAAGAUUCUGGCAUACCACGGAGCGCCCAUCCAUUUGACCAACACAACCGCGCAGGACGAGGACCUGCAGACCCAAAUUGAUGCUUGGAGAGUGCCGUUUGAGGCUUUUGCUUCCGAGGAGGUUGGCGAAACCAAUGUGGAACUGGACCAGACAAAGUGCUAUGACGAGGAGUGCGUCCUGGGUGGCUUCAUGUCCGAUGCCAUGUACCAGUAUCGUCUCGACGGGGGAGGCUCCCCCGACUUUGCCCUUAUUAAUGGUGGUGGUGUCCGCGCCACCAUCGACGUCGGCACGAUUACCCGCGGCGAAGUCCUCACCUCUUUCCCAUUCGGAAAUUCCAUCGUGGAGGUGACAUACGAUGGCGAGACGCUGUGGAAGAUUCUCGAGGGCCUCGUCAGCAUGGUGAACCAGUUCACGGGAGAAGAGGUUGGCUCCUUGCUCCAGCUUAGCAAGAACAUCAAGGUCGAGUACAACCCCGACAACGAGGUAGGCAGCCGCCUUGUCGCCGUGACUAUUGGCGGCGAGCCGCUUGAUAGCGAAAAGGACUACAAUGUUGUCACCAUUGACUUUUUGACUGGUGGUGGCGACAACUUCCUCGAGGAGGUUGAUGGUGCCGUGUUGGAUCUGAUGGAUGAGGUUCUCGUGUCAUACAUCCAGGCUCAGUCGCCAAUCCCCGCAGAUUACAGUGUUGCGGACAGACUGGUGGUUGUAGAUGGGGAGGCUGGUUCGAGUUCGGGAAAUGCAUCUGCGACAGCUACGGGAACUGCGGCGACGUCGACACCGACUAGCAAUGGCGCCACGAGUCACGGCAUUACUGUAAUGUCCUUGGUCGCAGGACUUUUCGCUGUCACUGGCUCCAUGUUGAUCUGA